UUAGUUAAGUAGCCUGUAGCAAUGGCAUCGAGCUUGCGGGAGUUGGGGCGGUCGCUUCUACGGGCUGGGUGCAGUCUCGCACACACGCAAGUAGGCAGAAAUGGCGCGGUAGAAACACUUAGCACGACUGGUCUAAUGCGAUGGCAGCAUUCAGCAGCGGAGCAGACGGCAUCGACGAGAGCCAUCAAGGGUUCGGCCGACGACACGCCGUCGGCAGCGCCGGAGCAGGAGACCCGGCUUCGCUUCGUCAGCAGCGAGUGGCGCAGCGGGAGACCGCAGCCCCCCGAGCGGCGCAUUCCCAUCUGCUUUCCCAACAUCACGCUUCAGAUGAUGAAGCUGACGCCGGAGCAGAUGGACCAGGUCAAGGAGACGGGGUGGCUGCGGGAGGUGGCGUUCAAGACAACGCCCGACGUGACCAAGCUCGAGAUCGCGGCGUUCCUGCAGUCAGUGUACGGCAUGAAUGUGGAGCGCGUGUCCACCAUCAACUACCUGGGGCGCCGCCGCCUCGCCAUCUCGCGCAAUGGCAAGCGGCUGUGGUGGCGCGAGGACGACUGGAAGAAGGCCUACGUCAUCUUCCGCCCGCCGGCCGGCCAGGAGCACCUGCUGACGCGGGGCCGCCGCGCCGGCGGCGACGGCGAUAGUGGCGAUGAGGAGCAGCAGCGGCCGGUCAUUGAACAAAUCAGAGAGGCGGCGCGUGCGCCGCGGCUGCCGCCGCGGCCGUACCCAUGGGAGCGGCGGCCGGGCGGCGGGCGGCGAGGGGCGCCGGGCGGCGAGGCGGAGGUGCCGGGCGGGCGCUCGGGCGAUGCGGCCGAGUAGGGAUGAAAGGCAUUGUGAGUGGUGGCGUGUGUCUGGUCGCGGUGCUGGUGGCGAGCCGGUGCGGCGCCGAUGAAGGCCCGCGUGUUGACGACGUUGGCGAGGCGAGGGAGGCGAGGGGGACUACCGAACAGACGGCGAGUGCUGUAUGAUGAGCAGGUGCGCAUGGCGGGGAAUGCGGG
Molecule: messenger RNA, 995 nt
Organism: Chlamydomonas reinhardtii
Lineage: Eukaryota; Viridiplantae; Chlorophyta; Chlorophyceae; Chlamydomonadales; Chlamydomonadaceae
Exons: 3
Coding region: 331-816 (161 amino acids)
Biological process (GO): mitochondrial translation
Cellular component (GO): ribosome; mitochondrial large ribosomal subunit
Molecular function (GO): structural constituent of ribosome
Source: RefSeq, a predicted model, not a curated record